AGCUUUUCGCAGCCAGCGGCUAGCCAACAAUUGGUUGGUCAUGGCACCUGUCCCGUCGGAGGAGGAGCUGACGGCCGAAUAUGGCAAGAUGCUGGAGCAAAUGCGGAAGACCUUCGACACCGGAAAGACCAGGAGCCUGGCCUGGCGCAAGCAGCAGCUGCGCCAGGUGAUCAAGAUGUACCAAGAGAACCACGAGCUGAUCAGCGAGACCAUCGCUGCGGACAUGGGGGGCUCCAAGAUGCGCGGAGUCGCGGAGAUCAGCGCCGCGAGCAGCGCUGACGAUUGCCUGGCCAACAUCGAUGAGUGGACCAGAGAGAGAUGGGUGGGCGGCCUUUUUGACAGGCAGUACAUCCGGCCUGAACCCAAGGGUGUGGUUCUGAUCAUCUCGCCUUGGAACGUGCCCUGGCAGCUGAGCAUACGCCCACUUGCAUCGGCGAUUGCUGCUGGCAAUGCAGCCGUCAUCAAGCCCAGCGAGCUGAACCCCAAGAGCGCCCCACUCAUGGCGGAGCUGGUGGCGAAAUACCUCGACCCCGAGUGCGUCAGGGUGGUGGAGGGGGCCAUCACAGAGACCACGGCGCUAUUGAACAACCGCUGGGACCACAUCUUUUACACAGGCAACGGCCAGGUGGGCCGCGUAGUGAUGGCGGCGGCUUCGAAGCACUUGACACCGGUGACUUUGGAACUGGGGGGUAAGUCUCCCGUGAUUGUGGACGAAACAGCUCAGAUCGACGUGACGGUGCGGCGCCUGGCGCUCGUCAAGUGGAUGCUCACCGGGCAGAUCUGCGUGGCGCCGGACUACAUCUUGGUGCACCGCAGCGUGGAAAAGCAAUUCCUGGAGAAACUGAAGGCACAAGUUCAAGCCUCCUAUGGGCAAGAUGGCAAAGAAGGAGGAGAUGACUAUGGCAAGAUCGUGAACGAGCGUCACGUGGAUCGCCUAGAGAACUUGGUCAAAACAGCUGGCGGAACCGUCGUAUGUGGCGGGACGCAGGGCAUCGACCGGGAGAAGCGCUUCGUCCCUCCGACGGUCAUUUCCGAGCCAAAGCUAGAUGCACCCAUCAUGCAGGAGGAAAUCUUCGGGCCCAUUCUGCCAGUGCUUGCGUAUGACGACUUCGAGUCAGCCCUGAAGAUGGUCCGCGAGAAGGAGCCGCCCUUGGCCUUUUACAUCUUUUCCCAGAGCUCCCGCAACGUGGAAAAAGCCCUGAGCUAUAUCCAGAGCGGCGGGGUCUGUGUGAACACCGCCUUCGAGCAUCUCCUGCCGGAGACUUUGCCCUUCGGUGGCCAGGGUGCGUCUGGAAUGGGCGCCUAUCACGGGAAGUUCGGCUUCGAUGAGUUCAGCCAUCGGCGAGCCAUCUUUGUCAAGUCGACGUUGCCGGGCAAGCGUGGCACCCUGAUACCGCUACCGGAGGCUGGCAAGCCAUUGCCUGACUGGGUCUAUCCAUUGGUGGCUCGCUUUACCAUCGGCAUCGUCCCGCAAAGUGUGAAGUCAUGCUGGCGUGGAGCCUAUGCGAUGCUCAUGAAGCCGCUGCGGCACAUCUUCGGCUGAGACGAGAGAUGGACGCCAGCGUGGCUGCCUCUUUUUAAAACCACCCGCCCUAGGCGCAGACAUCUGGCCCUGGCAAAGCGCCGACCACAUGGCGUUUUUCCCCCGCGGGAGGAAGGUGUUGGGCGCUGCUCAUGGCCUUCUGGCCCUCAGGCUUCCUUAGCUACAGGGCCAUCCCGAUCUCGGCUAGCAAAAGGCGCCACUUUGCC
Messenger RNA from Effrenium voratum, 1749 nucleotides. NCBI's taxonomy places the organism in Eukaryota, Dinophyceae, Suessiales, Symbiodiniaceae. The record is from the annotation of a GenBank genome assembly.